GCCGUGCUCGCUCCGAGACAUUGCGCUCGCCGUGUACGACGUGACACGGGCGAAGCGCGGUCGCUCUGGCAUUUCUCGUCACAGGGUCUACCUCGCCGCCAUGGACCCUCUACACCACAGUGCCGGGCUCUUCAUCGACCCUUCGGUCUCGCCCUUCUCGCCUUCGUCACGCGACGAUGUCCCUUCCUCAGCCGCCAGCACACACCAUGGCCACCAGGAGCUUGACGACUUCCAUUUUGACUUUGACCAGGCCUUUGCCGACCUCGACUCGGUCUCGUUCGCCCUACAAAAGCCCUCACACGACGAUGCCUGCCUCUCGACCUGUGUUGCAGGCAUUGGCGGGUUCCCUCACCAUCAGCCCCCGGCAGCUCAUCGAGGCGCCGUACUCUCUCAGGCCAGUCACGCUCGCCAGCGUCAUUCGGUCUCUUCGGUUCCUUGCACUCCCUACCUCGGCUUCACCACAGAUUUCUACCAGCCGACGCCACUGUCUCAGCAGCCACAACACUUUACGCAUGCCCAUUCAUAUGGACUCGGCCCUGCGCUGGAUUUCAAGCUGCCCAUGGCUUUUGAUCAUAAAGGCAACGACAUGACUUUCCAAAACCUCCAGCAGCUGGGCAAUGUCUGCGAUCCCAACGCCGAAGUGUGCCAUCUGACCUCGUGCCCAGUCAUCGACGACUGUGCCUCGGUCAACUGCAGCAUGGUCUCUUGCUCCGAACAGUGCUGCUCUGUCGAGGUCUGCCACGAUGAGGCGUGUGAAGAUGGUCUCUGUCAGGAAGAUGGCUGUGAUCAGGGCACGCCAUGCGACAAUGUGGACUGCCUGGACCCUGCUAUCUCUGAGCACUAUGAUCCCAUGUGGCACGUACACCACGACGACUGGCUGUCCGAGAGUCAUCUGAAGGACCACCCGACAGCACAUAGCCAGCAGUCAUGCAACCACACGAAUGCGGAACAUGACGUCGCCGCCACGUUGCGAGACUUGAAAGCACCGUCCAGUGACAUGCAUCCUGCCAUGUUUCCAGGUUUCGGCUGCAGCAUAUUAGACGGAUUGGACCAUCCUGACCCUCCACCUCACCACUUCUCCCCACCACCAGCGCAGCCAGAUCUCACAUACGCCUCCACUGUGGACUCAAGUCCGCCCGAGUCAAAGACGGACUGCGCAUCGCAUACCUGCCUAUGGUCAUUGGGGACGACCGAAUCAGGCGACCAGGAGCAUGUCUGCGGCAAGGUCUUCGAAACUAGCGAGCAACUGAACGACCACUUAUGUCAGGACCACGUGACCUUCAUGUCGAGUAAAACGAAAUACAUAUGCUUAUGGAAGGGAUGCAUGCGGCGUGACGACCAGGUAUUUGCUUCUCGCAACAAACUGCGGCGACACAUUGCCACACAUACCUGCUACAAACCACACCAAUGCCUGAUAUGCGGCGAGAGAUUCUCUGCGAAACAAGCGCUAGACCAGCACGAGCGCACGCACACGGGUGACAAGCCGUACACGUGCCCGUACGAGGGCUGCACCAAGUCAUUCAAGCAGAAGAGCGCACUGACGAUGCACAUCCGCACGCACACGGGCGAAAAGCCGCUCAAGUGCGAGAUUUGCGGCAAGAGCUUCUGUGAGUCGUCGAACCUGUCGAAGCACCGCAAGACACACAAUCCGGACUACAAGUAUAAGUGCGAUGAGCCCGGGUGCGACAGCCAGUUCAUCCGUAUCGACCAGCUGCGCCGGCACCAGGCCAAGCAUGUCCGGCAGAAGAAGAAGAGUGAUGCAAGGUCAUCGCAGCAGCAGCAGAAGACGAAUGUGUCUACAGUGAACCCGGUGCCUGCUGUCGCGGGGGAUUGGGCGUUGAUUGAUAUCUAAGUUGAGCCGCGCGUUGAACGUGUUUCCGCGUCAUAGCAUCCCAUGUAUAUAAUUCGAAGCGAAGCAUGACGUCCAUGAGGGACUGGCGGAAGCGAAGAACUGAAGCCCAAAAAGUACAACGACGUGGUUUUUCACAAUUUCUUUGUCCACAUGUUGCACUCCGCGCACACAUACGCGCGUCGAUAGCUUCAAAACGGUCAAAC
Messenger RNA from Microdochium trichocladiopsis, 2055 nucleotides. RefSeq lists its product as uncharacterized. Lineage: Eukaryota; Fungi; Ascomycota; Sordariomycetes; Xylariales; Microdochiaceae. Gene Ontology annotation, molecular function: DNA-binding transcription factor activity, RNA polymerase II-specific; RNA polymerase II cis-regulatory region sequence-specific DNA binding. The transcript has 2 exons. Gene Ontology annotation, biological process: regulation of transcription by RNA polymerase II. The record is from RefSeq and is a predicted model, not a curated record. Gene Ontology annotation, cellular component: nucleus. Bases 101 to 1852 code for a protein of 583 amino acids.